Nothoprocta perdicaria is the source of this 1137-nucleotide messenger RNA. Its product is annotated as nuclear receptor subfamily 2 group F member 5-like. The record is from RefSeq and is a predicted model, not a curated record. The transcript has 3 exons. Gene Ontology annotation, molecular function: zinc ion binding; RNA polymerase II cis-regulatory region sequence-specific DNA binding; nuclear receptor activity. The coding region runs from base 1 to 1137 and encodes 378 amino acids. Gene Ontology annotation, biological process: anatomical structure development; cell differentiation; regulation of transcription by RNA polymerase II. Lineage: Eukaryota; Metazoa; Chordata; Aves; Tinamiformes; Tinamidae.
AUGGCCACGGCGGCGGGGCCCUGGCCGGCCCCGGAGCCGCCGCCCUGCGUCCCGGAGCCGGCGGGCGCAACCAAGGCGGCGGCGGCGGGGCCGGGGGUGGCCGAGAAGGCGGCGGCGGCGGCGGAUUGCCUGGUGUGCGGCGACAAGGCGAGCGGGAAGCACUACGGGCAGUUCACCUGCGAGGGCUGCAAGAGCUUCUUCAAGCGCUCCGUGCGCCGCAACCUCUCGUACAGCUGCCGCGGCGGGCGCGACUGCCCCGUGGACCAGCAUCACCGCAACCAGUGCCAGUACUGCCGCCUCCGCAAGUGCCUCCGCGUCGGCAUGCGGCGGGAAGCCGUGCAGCGGGGCCGCAUGGCGCAUCCGCAGAGCAGCCCCGGGCACUACCCGCUGGCCAACGGGGACCCCUACGCUGGCCACAGCUACCUGAGCGGCUUCAUCUCGCUGCUGCUGCGCGCCGAGCCCUACCCCACGGCCCGCUACGGGGCCCAGUGCCUGCAGCCCAGCAACGUCAUGGGCAUCGAGAACAUCUGCGAGCUGGCCGCCCGCCUCCUCUUCAGUGCCAUCGAGUGGGCCAAGGGCAUCCCCUUCUUCCCGGACUUCCAGCUCUCCGACCAGGUGGCCCUGCUGCGCAUGGCGUGGAGCGAGCUGUUCGUGCUCAACGCGGCGCAGUGCGCCAUGCCGCUGCACGUGGCGCCGCUGCUGGCGGCCGCCGGCCUCCACGCCGCCCCCAUGUCGGCCGACCGCGUCGUCGCCUUCAUGGACCACAUCCGCGUCUUCCAGGAGCAGGUGGAGAAGCUCAAGGCGCUGCACGUGGAUGCCGCCGAGUACGCCUGCCUYAAGGCCGUGGCGCUCUUCACGCCGGAUGCGGUGGGGCUGUCGGAGCUGGGCCCCGUGGAGAGCGUGCAGGAGAAGUCGCAGUGCGCGCUGGAGGAGUACGUGCGGAGCCAGCACCCGAGCCAGCCGAGCCGCUUCGGGCGCCUGCUGCUGCGCCUGCCCUCGCUGCGCCUCGUCGCGGCGCCCGUCAUCGAGCAGCUCUUCUUCGUGCGCCUCGUGGGCAAGACGCCCAUCGAGACCCUCAUCCGGGACAUGCUGCUCUCGGGCUCCACCUUCAACUGGCCCUACAUCGCCAUGCAGUGA